UUGCCGCAAAGGUCUAUUGGAGUGAUCAUAUUGAUGCAGACGAAGACGAAGCUGUUGAUGAGGUACUAAAUGAACCAAAAGCAGAAUGGGAAGAGACUGGAUUCAAACUAUCUUUUUCAGCAACUCAAGGCAAAUCAAGCUCCACAAAGUUUACAUCUUAAAAUCCCUUUUGCUACUAACAGUCAAUUCUCAUUGUAUUGUAUCUAUUAUGAAGGAUUCCUCCAAUGAAUCACCAGACAAGCAUCAGGUCAGGGUUCUUCUGAGUCUAUUGACAGGAUUGGGCAUGAAGAGGGUUCUACUGAGUCUAUUGACAGUGAGGACGAUGAUAUGAAGUCCUUUUACACUUCCUUGGGAGCAUAUUCUCAGUCUGCAUCCAACAGUGUCAUUACAAAUGCCCAGUCCCAGAAAACCAGGCCAGGUCAAUUCAACAUAGACAAGGCUUUGGACAUGGUAAAAAAUGUAUUAGCAACCGACUUCUCUUCUGCAUGUCAUCCUGGUUGUUCCAUUUCUUUGAAUUCAGCAUUAGAAUUCUUGUGUUACAUGGAUGAAAAAGAUGGCAUCUUGGUUAAAAUGAAAGACAUAGUGCUUCAAAUCUCAAAGGACUUCACAGUUCUGAAAAUCCGUUUCUACCAAGCCAGUGACACCAUCCAAAGGUGCACCAAUCUGAUCAAGCCUAUGGCUGAGAUAGCAUCUCAACUAGAUGAGAAUAAACAAAAGUUCUUGAAACUCGAUUCAGUUGAGGCAACAAUUCAAAGUAGUAUUAUUGAGGCUGAAACACAGAUCAAUGAGCACAUGCACGACAAAGUUGGAAGGAGUAUCUCUGGAGCUGAAGGACAGAUAAAUGAGCUAAAACAAAAAAUAGAUUCUUUGACAAAACAAAAGGAAAAGCAAAGCAAGAAAAGAAAACAAUCUAUUCUGAUGGAAAGAAGCUGAAGGAAAAGUGGGAUGCGGCAGCUAAUGCAGAGGAGGAGAAGAAGGAAGCUGAGAGGAUAAAGAGGGAGAUUGAAGAAAAGUGGUCGGACUACAACAAACAGUUUGAGAACUUGACAUGCAAUGGAGGUUAGAAUUUUCUGUUUUAGUAAUUACUAUUUCAUCAACUCAAAAAUUCUUGUAUGCAAAUCAUGAACUCUUCUGACUAUUCAUAUGAACUUCUACUAGUUUCUUUUAA
This is a messenger RNA of Quercus lobata, 1168 nucleotides long. RefSeq lists its product as uncharacterized. The record is from RefSeq and is a predicted model, not a curated record. The transcript has 2 exons. Lineage: Eukaryota; Viridiplantae; Streptophyta; Magnoliopsida; Fagales; Fagaceae. Bases 328 to 933 code for a protein of 201 amino acids.